Pangasianodon hypophthalmus (striped catfish) is the source of this 3097-nucleotide messenger RNA. RefSeq names its product phosphatidylinositol glycan anchor biosynthesis, class N (gene pign). Gene Ontology annotation, molecular function: mannose-ethanolamine phosphotransferase activity. Gene Ontology annotation, biological process: GPI anchor biosynthetic process. The coding region runs from base 221 to 3019 and encodes 932 amino acids. The record is from RefSeq and is a predicted model, not a curated record. Gene Ontology annotation, cellular component: endoplasmic reticulum membrane. NCBI's taxonomy places the organism in Eukaryota, Metazoa, Chordata, Actinopteri, Siluriformes, Pangasiidae. The transcript has 29 exons.
UCAUCCAGGAAGUGGAUUCACACAAGCUGUUCUAGAUUGUUAGGCAAAAUAAAGUCAUUAUUAAAGUUCAUUUCGCCAGUUAAUUAUUGCUCAUUGUUAGUGUGACACUGUGUGGAUUUGUAGUGGGAAGAGUUGAAAAGUCGUACAAGCGGCUGUUAUGCUGAAACAAGCAUGAAACAAACAUUACGCAAUAUCGCAAAGGAUCAGCUCGAUAGACAGGAUGAACAUGAUCACAUUCUUUAUCGUGGGGCUUCUGGUCCACGUGGUCUUCUUCAUCUCCAUAUUUGACAUCUACUUCACGUCACCCUUGGUUCAUGGGAUGAGUCCUCAGCGUGUGCCCUUACCGUCGCCUGCCAAGCGCCUGGUGCUCUUCGUGGCAGAUGGACUGAGAGCAGACAGCAUGUUUAAGCCCGACACCAACGGCACCAUCAGGAUGCCCUAUUUAAGGAGUGUAAUUCAGGAGAGCGGUUCAUGGGGAGUGUCACACACACGUGUACCUACAGAAUCCCGUCCUGGACAUGUGGCGCUUAUAGCAGGCUUUUAUGAGGAUGUCAGCGCUGUGGCUAAAGGCUGGAAGGAGAAUCCAGUGGAGUUUGACUCUGUGUUUAAUGAGAGCAGGUACACAUGGUGCUGGGGAAGUCCUGACAUCCUGCCCAUGUUCGCUAAAGGUGCGAGUGGAGAUCAUGUGUACACUCACACUUAUCCUGCUGCGAUGGAGGACUUCGCUUCAAAGGACGCCUCCAAACUAGAUACCUGGGUGUUUGAUCAAGUGAAGGAGUUCCUCAGAUCAGCAAAAGAGAAUCAAACUCUCAUGUCUCAAUUGCAUGAAGAUAAAAUUGUGUUUUUCCUUCAUCUUCUGGGGAUUGACACCAACGGACACGCCCACCGGCCCAUGUCAAAGGAGUAUCUGGAUAACAUUGGCCUGGUUGACAGUGGAGUUGCCGAGAUUGUUACUGUGUUGGAGGAGUUCUUUGGGAACGAUGGCAGAACAGCGUAUGUUUUCACAGCUGAUCACGGCAUGACAAACUGGGGGUCUCAUGGAGCCAGUCAUCCAUCAGAAACCCUCACCCCCUUGGUGGUGUGGGGGGCCGGAGUUCAGAGAGCUCAGAGAACCACCACUUUUCAGAAUUAUGGUGAUGACUACAUCAGAGAAUGGGGGCUGGAGACGUACAGGAGAAUCGAUGUCAACCAGGCUGAUAUAGCACCGCUCAUGUCAUCUCUCAUCGGGGUUCCCAUUCCACUCAACUCUGUGGGGGUCCUGCCGCUCAAGUACCUCAAUAACAGCCAGCAUUUCAAAGCUGAAAGCAUGUAUGCAAAUGCCGUUCAAAUCCUGGAGCAAUUCAAGGUGAAAAUGACGCAGAAAAAGGAGACCACUUUGUCGUUUCUCUUCACGCCGUACCAACCUCUGACUGAUUCUAAAAUGACUGAGUUUGUGAGUCACACAAGAUCACUAAUCCAGAAAGGGCACUUUGAUGAAGCUAUUCAACAGUGUGAGGUUCUGAUAGAUCAGGCCAUGGAGGGAUUGUCCUACUAUCACACCUACGACCGCCUUUUCCUGGGCUGCAGCGUUGUCUUAGGUUUCAUCGGAUGGACGUCUUACGUGGUUUUGGUUAUCCUGAAGACUCACGCCAGCCUGCGCAAACCACCUGCAAGCAGAGACAAGACAGCAGGGAGACAUCUGGGUCGGGUUUUCGUGUGUGUGGGCCUGCUGGUGUCCGUCUUUCUGUUUCUUCAGGCCAGUUCCUUCACCUACUACAUCUACUGCCUGUUGCCUGUCCCCGUGUGGUACGGAGUCCUAAAAGAAUUUGGGAUCCUUGUUGAUCUUAUGAGAUCAGUUCCUUCCCUGAACCUGAGCAAAUGCUUUGGAUAUUUUGUUCUAGUUACAUUUGGGAUAGAGCUACUGGUUGUGAGUUUUUUCUAUCGGGCUGUGUUGACCCUGGGACUGAUAGUGCUGGCACUGUGGCCUGUUGUCUCAGGGCUUUAUAGAAAAACCAAGUCCAGGUCAGUGAGCUGGGUGUUGAGCUGCUUGUGUCUGGCAGUGUUUCCUCUGUUGCCUGUUGUCGGACGAGAACCCAACACCAACUAUGUGUUAUGUGCUGGAGCUCUAAUGCUGUUCACCUCGUUCCUCUACAUUUUAUCACGUAGACACGCAGGCCUGCAUACGAGAGAUCGUUGGCUGUUUAUUGGCCAGAUGCUGCAGGUGGCGCUGUGCGCAUACGUGCCUUCCAGCACACACUCCAGUCUGCAACUCAAACAAGGCCUACCGCUCUUCAAUCAGCUCAUCAGCUGGACCACUCUGGUCUCAUCAUUUUUUGUGCCGCUGCUGAGUUCUACGCGACUCUUCCACAGGCUGCUGAGUAUUCUCAUGUCCCUCAUCUGUGUGUACCUUCUCCUCAGCACUGGGUACGAGGCCCUGUUUCCUCCUGUACUGUCAUGGCUGAUGUUUGUGUGGAUCCAUAUGGAGCAGGAAGCCAUAGACACACACGGAAUGUCCAACAGGAAUGAGCUUUCACACAUUGAUUUUGCUGAAAAUAUCGACUUAUCCAGAAUCAGGCAGCUGAGUUUGGACGAUAUCAGAAGAUCGCACUUCUUUGUAUUCUUCAUAAUCAUUGCAUUCUUUGGCACAGGAAACAUUGCUUCCAUCAACAGUUUUGACCCAGCCUCUGUCUACUGCUUUCUAACGGUCUUUAAUCCUUUCAUCAUGGGUGGCCUUUUAAUGUGGAAGGUCCUGAUUCCAUUCAUAAUUGUAAUGUGCACAUUCGAAAGUGUUCAAGUGUCAACACGGCUUUCGUCACGAAGCCUUUUCCUCAUUGUGCUGGUCAUCUCUGAUUUGAUGGCACUGCACUUCUUCUUCUUGGUGAAAGACUAUGGAAGCUGGCUUGAUAUUGGUACAAGCAUUAGUCACUACGUCAUUGUCAUGUCCAUGACCAUCUUCCUGAUGCUGCUGAGUGUGAUGACACACAUCUUGACCUCAAAUAAACUCCACAUUGGACAAAAAGUGAAGGUGCACUUUAAGUGAUCUGCAUUAGACAGUGUUGGAGAAAGUGGCAACAGCACUUGGUUUACACUGCACAUACAACUUUCUCAUAAGGAAACU